Petromyzon marinus (sea lamprey) is the source of this 4003-nucleotide messenger RNA. Its product is annotated as fructose-1,6-bisphosphatase isozyme 2-like. The record is from RefSeq and is a predicted model, not a curated record. Gene Ontology annotation, molecular function: fructose 1,6-bisphosphate 1-phosphatase activity. Gene Ontology annotation, cellular component: cytoplasm; cytosol. Gene Ontology annotation, biological process: fructose metabolic process; gluconeogenesis; fructose 6-phosphate metabolic process. NCBI's taxonomy places the organism in Eukaryota, Metazoa, Chordata, Hyperoartia, Petromyzontiformes, Petromyzontidae.
GGGUUGCCAAGAGAUGCAUGUCCCUACGUGACAUCACGACGGGUGCAGGUCUGGCGCUGUGCCCAGUGUCGCAGAGAAAUCCGACACCGCCGAACGUGUCCCGGGCUUUAAGUCGCAGGGGGCAGGGGGAACCCAAAGUUAGCUAGACACACGAAACCAGCGCAGUGCUGCUGCUGCUGCAGCAGUCCGCCAAGUGGGUCCGCCGCACUGCACAGGGCCCUUGGGCAUCUUCGCCGUUCUUCAUCGCGUAAGAAGGAAGCCAAACCUUGCAACGCUCUUUUUGCGCGGCACGUAGCAAAUAGACGCGUUAAAGAUGUCGGACCAGAGCGCGUUCGACACCAAUGUGGAGACGCUCACCCGGUUUGUGCUGGAGGAGGGCCGCAAGGCGAAGGGGACCGGCGAGCUCAACCAGCUGCUCACCGCUCUGCUCACCUCCAUCAAGGCCAUCACCUCGGCCGUGCGCAAAGCCGGCCUCGCUCACCUGUACGGCAUCGCAGGCAACAUCAACGUCACCGGUGACGAGGUGAAGAAACUCGACGUUUUGUCCAACGACCUGGUCAUCAACAUGCUCAAGGCCUCCUUCUCCACGUGCGUGCUUGUCUCCGAGGAGAACGAGAAGGCCAUCAUCGUGGAGCCCGAGAAACAGGGCAAGUACGUCGUCUGCUUUGACCCCCUUGAUGGCUCCUCCAACAUCGACUGCCUUGAGUCCAUCGGGACCAUUUUCGCCAUCUACAAGAAGGUGUCGGAGGAGGGCGUCGCCGUCUCUGAGAAGGACGCCUUGCAGCCCGGCCGCAACAUCGUGGCGGCCGGGUACGCCCUGUACGGCAGCGCCACCCUUGUGGCCCUCACCACGGGCCAGGGACUCAACUUCUUCAUGCUCGAUCCGGCCAUCGGAGAAUUCAUUUUGGUGGAGAGAAACGUGAAGAUCAAGAAGAAAGGCAAAAUCUUCAGCCUCAACGAGGGCUACGCCAAGUACUUCGACCCAGCGUUGACCGAGUACAUUCAAAAGAAGAAAUUCCCGGAGGACGGCAGUGCCCCCUACGGCGCACGCUACGUGGGGUCCAUGGUGGCCGACGUUCACCGGACCAUCAAGUACGGCGGGAUCUUCAUGUACCCGGCAAACACCAAGAGCCCGAAGGGAAAGCUGCGUCUCCUGUACGAGUGCAACCCGAUGGCGUUCGUCAUCGAGCAGGCGGGAGGCAUCGCCACCACAGGCACUCAGCGCAUCUUGGACGUCCAGCCCGAGACCAUCCACCAGCGCGUGCCCUUUGUCGUGGGGUCACCGGACGACGUCAACGAGUACCUGGAGAUCGUGAAGAAGCACGUGGCAAAGAAAUAGGCGACGGGACCGUCGGUUAAACGAUUAGGCACGUGACGAUGCACAGACCCAUUACGAUUGUACCUUCCGCGCGCACGCGCGCGCGUGUGACGGACGGGCAGAAUGGUGCGAGCGAUUGUUCAUGUUUGGCGAAUUUUGGACCGCGACAUGGGCGCGCACGGCCUCCUCUUUUGAAUAAAAUUGGGAUCUUCAGCGUCCACUUGUGCACAACCACAAUUAAUAAACAAAAACUGAACACGCUCGUCAACAACGACGCCUUAAAAGGGAGAAAUAAAAGCAUUAAUAGGUAACGUUUCAGGCAAUGGCCCUUCUUCACGUGACGAAGUGGCAUUGCCUGAAAUGUUGACGAGUGUAAAGGAGGCAUUUCUUUAUUGUUAAUACUCCUGCAGCAUUACUCAGUUUAGCUCAAAUUUAAGACCUCUGAAACAAGCGGUAAACGCACUAUUGCUAGGCUACAUCACUGAGGUUACAUUUAGAGUAAUGGAGGAAAAAACUACGCUUAAGCCACGAAAAAAACACAGAAAUAAUGCAAACGAUAUAAAAAAAAUCAUUCUUCAAUUGAACUGUGACCCCCCCCCCCUUCCCACCAAAUCGUGAAAAUCCAUUGAAUCGCUGGAAAUGGAAGUGAAUCGUCACAUGCCUAUUAACGUAAAGUCACGAAACACGAUGAUCAAAAGCAUUCGAUUAAAACUGCCGAACCAAGGAUUUUUAUAACACAAUCGUUGCUGGAGUAAGACAAAACAUUCUGGCCACACUUCGUUCUCGUCAACUUCUCAAAAAUGCCGACAUAAUUUUGGACACAACUCCCAACACGCUGCUCACCCACAAGCAAACAUGUGCAUGGCUCACAAACACGCGUGACUGCACGUGUCACAAUGCAACAUUCCCCCAAAACCACCACCUCCUCCAACCACGUUUUCGCCCUCUCAAGUCAUGCACUGUUCAGUCACCACCGGCCAGUGAAGAGGAAAUGAGUCGGCAACGUUCUUUCGUCGUUGACGUGAGAAAAUUCCGUUAGCCCCCCACGUGACCAUUUUUAUUUCCACACUCAUGCAGCAAUGCAUCACCCCACUGUUAGCAGAGGAGGAGAUAUAGAACUUCUCUUGAUAUUCCCAAGUGACCUCUUAACCACACGAGGGCCGAUUGCAAUUAUCUAACCUGCUGUGGAGAAAUGUGUAGUUUCGUAGCAGUAAAACCAAUCCGUGUAUUCAGAGCUGAAACUUAGUUACAUUCAAGUAAAAAGCCAGUUUCACUGUGCUGUUAUUGGAGACCUGACUCGACACCUCCAGCUCGGUUUUUUUUAGUUCAGUUUAUUUAUUUUGGUAUAGCCCUCUGAGCCAUUCGGCUCUUGAAACAAAAACACGAACAAGAAAACAUCUUAAAGUGACUGUGUGACUGUGCAAACAGAAAAUCCAUGAAAAAAAACAGCAAAAUAUUCCUGAAAAAAGCACCGUACACCAACGCUGUGUGCAAAAAAUCGGUACACUUGAGAACCUGGAAUAUGGGUGGCUACCCCAAUACAAACCUAGGAUCAGGCAGUGGCGGAUCAGGCAUAUGCCCUCACCCUCCUUGAGACCCUGAAACAUUUUAUAUUAUUUUAGAGAAAAUGCAUUGAAUGUUUUUUUUAUUAAUCUAAGGCCCGAUUUAACCGUUUAACAUUUUAGGCCCACCCCGUGGUAAUUAAUAUGCCUCUGGGAUCAGGAUCCUCAUCAGAAGCAUCACAUAUACCUUAAAGCAUGGCACAAUUAUUCUAGCUAGUUUUUAAUCUUUAUCUCGUCAUAUAAUUCUUCGAGAUUUAAUCAUUCUUCAGUUAGUACUCACGUUCAUUAACGACACUGGUCUUAAAAUAAAAAAUAUAAUGAGCAACGUUUCGGGCAAUGGCCCUUCACAGCAGAGGCAGAGUGGACAAUGUGGAUUGGAGACUGUCCUUACCAUUGGACCUGUUAAGAUUGUUUUUCAAUAUUAUCCAAUUACCAGUUUUAUUUUAAUUGGAACAAGGUCACCAACAUAAUUGUAAUUUUAAAAGUGUAUUUAGAAACGUUUUUAUUGUGCAAGGGUUUGCAUGUUACCCAAUAGCUGCAAGUGUAACUAUUCAUAUGCCAAUUUAAAAACUAGUAAUCAGAAAUACAUUUUUGAAAGUUUAAUCCUCGUCAGGCCUCAUGGUGUAAAGUGCAGUCUCCAAUCCCUUAUUAUCCACUGUCUGGCCUCUUGGUGGCUGUGAAGGGCUAUUGCUAGAAACUGCACCUAUUAUGUACAGUAUUUUAUUUUUCGGCCACUUUUAUGGACGAAUGUAGAGUUAUAAAAUGUGCACCCCUGCCAAAGCAGCAUCACCAAAUUAAAUGUUCCAAUUUCAUGUGUUUUAAGAUUGAAGUGGCCCUCUGGGUUGCUUGUACCAUCACACAGCUCCACCGUGAUGCAUACAAUACAGACAACCAAUUGCUAGCGCUGCCAGUGCUCCCACAUACCACGAGGUUUAUCGUCUCACAGAUACAGGUAUUGUGCCAAGCGUACGAACACUGCCGUGAGAAACUGUGCAUGGAUUCAAGUGGGGUGUAAAGAUUAACAGACAUUACUGGCUCCGAUCCCAACACUUUCCUCAAAUCGGCACCCCUUUCCCCACUCACUGUUAAAACAAAACUAUAUAAUUACAAGAUCUACAAACUG